AUGGAUGUACAGAAGCAGCAGCUAUGCCCGCGGCUUGUGGACUAUCUCACUAUCGUUGGGGCGAGACCAUACACCACUGGAAAGGGAUUGGCACCUGUUCAGGCACCAGAACUACUCCGACGAUAUCCGCUCACAAACCAUGACGACUUUCCCUUGCCCCUCGACAUGGUAUACUUCUGUCAACCGGAAGGUUGUGUAUCUGUGGCCCAACGAAGACAGCUGGCUCACAUGUCCGCAAGAGAUACUACCUCGUUCGUUUUCACGCUGACUGAUAAAGAUUCAGGUAGAACCCGUUACGGGAUUUGUGUGAACUUUUAUCGUGCCGUGGAACGCGCCCCGGCCCCGGGACCCAGGGAUCGUGGUCUUUUAAGGAGGGAGUCUUGGCGCAAAUCCAUGGAAAGAAGUUCAGAUUCGGCGUUUUCCAGUGACUAUAGGAGCAGCAACUUGGCGCCUAGUGACUCGGAACGGGAAUGUAGCGCCCCGCGGUUCGCGCCCGCGCCGGAUUCCGAGAGCGGCGGCGAACACUCGCCCAGUCCUAGAGCGACAAGGAAACGUCAGCGUAUACGAAACCAUUCAUUAACCUCCCUCUGCCUUUUAUCACACCAUCCAUUCUUCUCAACCUUCCGCGAGUGCCUAUUUAUCCUCAAGAAGCUGAUUGAUGCGUGUAACGAGUCUUCCAGUCCGCGACGCGUUGGUGCGUCCAGACAAAUAUUUAGAGAUACUGUCUGGUCUGUUCUAACUGGACAAGCCUACGACAAUACCCCAACAAUAGUAUUACACGAUGUGAAAGAGAUUGAGACCUGGAUCUUGCGAUUGCUGUCUGCUCCUGUACCGGUGCCUGGCAAGACGAGGGUUGAACUAGAAGUCCUGUCACCAACCGCUCAUGCACCGUUGGUCUUCGCCCUUCCUGAUCACACGCGGUUUACUCUUGUGGACUUCCCCUUGCAUUUACCGUUAGAACUUCUUGGUGUGGACACUUGCCUAAAAGUUCUCACGUUGAUAAUUCUUGAGAACAAGGUGGUGGUCCAGUCUCGUGACUAUAACGCCCUCUCCAUGUCUGUGAUGGCAUUGGUGUCCAUGCUAUAUCCUCUGGAGUAUAUGUUCCCGGCCAUACCCUUACUACCCAGCUGUAUGAGCUUCGCAGAGCAACUGCUUUUGGCACCAACACCGUUCCUAAUCGGAAUCCCGGCCACUUUCUUAACGUAUAAGAAAAAUUUCAAGUUACCAGACGACAUUUGGCUUGUGGACUUGGACGCCACCAAGUUAACAAGUCCCACGGGAGCUGACCAGGAACUACCGCCUUUACCAGAACCGGAAAGUUCUGUUUUGAAAAGUCAUUUACGGCAGGCUUUAAGCAGUCUAACGAACACGUCUGCUGAACAGGCCACUGCUCCCAUAUUACCUUCAAGAAGAGACAGCGUGGGUGGUGCCACUCUCAAAGUCCAAACUCCGUCUUUCAAAGACAACCUUCAAGGGUCUCACAGCACGCCAGAAAGUCGUCGCGUGUCUGUCGGCAGCGCUGCCCACUCCCAAAGGCAUUCCUUUGCAUCAACACAUUCACCACAGUCCCAACCACAUUCUCCUCAGCAGCCCUUCAACCCACUCAUUUAUGGAAAUGAUGUCGACUCAGUUGAUGUAGCUACGAGAGUUGCGAUGGUGCGUUUCUUCAACUCGCAGAAUGUCUUAGCUAACUUCAUGGAACACACGCGCACGUUGCGUUUAUACCCUCGACCAGUGGUCGCGUUUCAAAUCAACAGUUUUCUGCGAUCACGGCCGAGAACAUCAGCUUUCCUUAACAAAUUCGCUAGAACACAGGCGGUGGAGUUCCUAGCGGAAUGGUCCUUGACUCCUCACAAUGUUGCUUUCUUGCGAGUCCAAACAGGAGUGUUUGACCCUCGACAAGUUGGGGAUAAGCCUAAAUGGUUUGCGGACACGCUGCAACCAGUACGCUUUGAAGUCUGGGAUGACGGUAGUUCGCUUAAUGGAGCUUUGCGACAACUGCAAAGACAGGAAAAUCAACCUACAGAUGAAAGUGGCUCUGAUUCGGAUGGAGCAGAAAGCACGAGCUCAUCAUAUUCAUCACUCAGUGAUUUUGUUUCUGAAAUGGCGUCUUCCGACUUAUCUCCAGGAGGAGGAAUGCAACAUGUGGUGGGAGAAACAUAUAACGCCGUGAUUCAAGUACCUAUGACGCUGUCUUCAUCAUUAGAUCCCAAAACUGUGUAUAGUCCCCCCUCUUCGCUGAUGUAUGGGGAGGAGGAAGAAGAGCAGCGUGGUCAGGCACGUGAGUCUUCACCUUCUCCUUCGCCCUCCAGCUCGGAGCAUAGCGAUCUCUCUGAUGACGAUCUACCGCCUGAUAGCAACGAAGUUGGAAAUCCAGCACCUGUGAAGAAAAGCGAUACAGAUAGUGGUAGUUUUGGUCGUGAAUCCGAUUCAAAUUCAACUACGACCCCGGCCACGGUGGUGAGGGCGGGACGUAGAGAGGCAAGUCCAGCACACGAAAGAGACGCAAGCGCAUAUGCACGGACACAAUUUGCUAAUAGAACAAAGAGUUCUGGAGGCGUUUCACGCCAAGCAUCACAGACGUCAUUAUUGGAACAGUUCGCAGCUCAAGCUAAGGAAUUAGUGAGGGAAACCACGCGACAGAGUAGCCAAGAGGGUCUCCUUGCUCAUAUGGACAAGCUAACAACUCACGCAAAGAAAGCUGCCGAAGAGGCAUCUAAAAGUGUACAAGAAGCUUCCAAAUCUGCUCUAGAGGCCAGUAAAACGGCGACGGCGGUCAGUAAAAAUACAUUUGAAGACCUCACCUAUGUAGGAAAGUCUACAUUAGGGGAUCUUACUAAGAGCGCCAAGGAAGCUGCUGCAAAGAAGGGUUUAUUAAAGGGUGAGAGCCAAGAAGGUCCAGGGCCUAUGGGACGUCGGGAGUCUGCUGCUCUUCAAACGACGACACUUCUCGCAACUACUCACAGAGAUUUCUUCUCAAACAUUAGUUCUGACCUCAAUGGCCUAGCUGCUUCAACCUCCAGCAUGUUCAGCGAUUUCUUCGGGUCUAAAGGAAAACAACCGAAGCCACCUGAAACGCCAUCAUCAGCGCCACUCUCGGCAACCUUUGGCCCAUUCUCUCAAGGCGCGCGCGGUCUUGUCCAGCGCUCGCCAUUGAUUCGUCACGCGACACCCGCUGCGCCUCCUCAGCAGCAGCCUCCACGCUCGCCCAACGCUGAAAACCAAGCCUUUCUUAAUGACUUAAUCCAACACGUAUUAGAAGGUGAAGGUGUAGGAUGGCUUAAAUUAAACCGCUUGAAGAAAUUAAUGGAGGACGAGUCUUACAGAAACAUGGUUCUCAGCAAACUCAAUAGAAAUAUUAACAGGAAGACAACGCCUAAUGACAAAGUCGAGGAUGUGUUUGUUAGCAAACCGGUCUGGAAGGGCAUGCUCAAGGUACUUCAAGCUGUGGUGCAUGGAUUAGAACAUACAUACUCAAAUUUCGGUUUGGGUGGGAUGGCCUCCGUGUUUCAAUUGACUGAGAUGGCGCAUACACAUUAUUGGAGUAAGGAAGUGGCGGGAUUGGAACAGGGUGGCAUGGGCGGUUCUUCGCUCACCGACCAUUAUCGGCAAGACCAGGAAUCACUUUCUUCGACGCCUUCGUCCAGAAAAAGCUCACAGUCAGACAUGCCAGUCUUAAACUAUCCUGACAUGGAUCCAAACGAUGCUCAGACGACAUCAGAAAUAUUCAAAGACAUGUUGAAUUCCAAACGAAACCUUCUGUUUAGCAAGCUCACCUCUUUCGACUCUGACGUAUGUCGCGGAGGAGGGAAACCACGCACCGGCAGUGUAUUUUCCUCCAAGUCCACUAGCAGUUACAAGCCCCCAGUUGGAGUUCCAGCAACAUCGCCUCUCACUUCUCCAGAUACUGCAAGAACUUAUCUCUAUCAGGGAUUAAUAGGAAAGGAAAGAUCGAAUUUAUGGGACCAAAUGCAAUUUUGGGAGGACGCAUUUCUUGAUGCUGUUAGUCAAGAACGUGAUAUGAUCGGAAUGGACCAGGGAGCUAAUGAAAUGAUGGAGAGAUACAAAUGCCUCAGUGAGACAGAGAGGAAACGUCUGGAACAUGAGGAAGAUAGACUCUUGUCUACGGCUUUAUAUAACUUGACCGCGGCCAUGGUGCUGUUUGGUGUUGAAUCUGAUAUUGUAAGGAAUAAAGUGCGAAGGCUUUUAGCUAAGAGUCAUAUAGGCCUCGUGUACAGUCAAGAAGUCAAUCAUCUUCUAGAUGUUGUUCAUAACUUGCAUGGCAACGAUAUUGAACUAAAAGCCCUGGGUUCUCGUCAAGCACGUCGCGCCUCGUUUACGGUACACGAACGAGAUGCGUCUGGGCCAUUACGUUUUAUGGAGGUCCGGACUGAUGGUCUUGUGUUACGAUCAACACAAGGUACGAUAAUUGAGCGAUGGUGGUACGAACGUUUAGUAAACAUGACGUAUAGCCCUAAAAUACGAGUUUUGUGCCUUUGGAGGAAAAAUGGUGGCCAGACUCAGUUACAUAAAUAUUAUACUAAAAAGUGCAAAGCGCUGUACUACAGCAUUAAAGAGGCUAUGGAGAAGAGCGGAAGAAAGCAAGAGGCAGCAGAGUUGGGAGGAGAGUUUCCCGUGCAAGAUUGCGCCUCUGGAGAGGGCGGGCUCAUACAGGUUUGCAUGGAAGGCGUGGGUCUUCUGUUCCACCACAGCAAGUUCUUUGUGAGACUGGAUCACAUCAGAAAAUGCUUCACACAGAAUGGCGGUAUCUUCGUUUUAGAAGAAUUCAAUCCAAAGACAAGACAAAUAACGCAAAGAAAGUACAAAUCAGUUAUGGCAGAGAAAGUAGUGCUUGAUCUCCAUCGUUUCUUCUCCAUAUGGCUUUCUCGGUACUAUCUAUAUGUUCAGCUAGAUGAACCCGAAUGGUCAUACUCACCUUAUGCGGACCAAAUAUGCUACGCGGUCCUGUGUGUGUUCUCGUACUUUGCGGCAGGUCAGGAACAGAAGAAAGCUAUUCUUGAGCAAGCAGCGCGCCUCCCGCCGUCACCGCAACAUGGCGCCCAGGCUCGUACCAGUUCAUCCAACGUGCAAGAGCAGGUAGAAAAACCAGGAUCAGAAAGUCGUUAUGAAGACAGGGUGUCAAAAGGUCCAGAAGCGUCCCGCGACCGUCCCAGAGUACCUCCGGAUAGGCAGACCUCCAGAACUCUGCCUGAACGACCACAUCAGUCUGACAGAUCGGUUGAGAGGUCACCACCAAUUGACAGAUCUCACCAAGCAUCGCGGACACUGCCUGAACGACCGGACGUACGAAACGAUUACGCCACAACGCGACAAAUGCAUGAAAGUUUAGAGAGACGAGACAGUAUAAAAGAUAAUGGGAGAGAUAGCAGGCGGACGAGCGAGUGCGAAAGAGAUAGUGGACGUCUAACGAGUGACCGAGACGGAGAUAGUGGAAAAGUGUUGGCACACCGCACGGGAAGUCUACCCCCGCGUCGUCCACCCCCUCCAGCGCCCUUACAACAACGUCUUUCCAGGACUCAAUCACAAUCAUCUCCACCAAAAUCUCAUGAUCCACCAACAAUACCGCCGCGGGUGGGCGUGUCCGGCGGGGUAGCGAGUGGUACGAACGUUCGGCCCGGUCCGCCGCCGGCUUUACCACCGCGGCAAAUGUCUGCCGUCGAAUUCAACACCUCACCUAAAGCGUCACCUCAACGACGCGCCGGCGCAACUCCACAACGGCAGACAUCAGCGAGCGCGGGCUUCGCUCAGAGCAAUCCGUUCGCAGCCCCCGCGCACCACGACUUCGUUAUCCCACCGAGACCAGUUCGCCGCCCAUCCACAGAUCGCACCUAG
Leptosia nina is the source of this 5853-nucleotide messenger RNA. The record is from the annotation of a GenBank genome assembly. Lineage: Eukaryota; Metazoa; Arthropoda; Insecta; Lepidoptera; Pieridae.